UUGCUUAUUAGUGUGAGGCUACGUUGGACUGAGCAGCGUUACUAUAAGAUUCGCCACGAUGUUCUUCCACAGACUGGGUGUCUAAUAUGUAAUGUUACUUUUUCCCUCGUUCCAGAGCCGGGUAUACACAGCUGACAAGGAACAGGGCGUGUAUAUUAUUUCAAUCACAUGACCAAUGCCAGCCAAUGGGAAAGGCCCACUACUGGUGGGAAAAAUGGCCAGGGGGAGCCAGGAAAAGUGAGAUGCUCUCACCUACUCGUGAAGCACAAUCAGUCAAGGCGUCCUUCAUCAUGGAGGCAGGACAGGAUCACUCGCACCAAGGACGAGGCACUGGAGCACAUUAAUGGCUACAUCCAGAAGAUAAAAUCGGGGGAUGAGGAUUUUGAAUCUCUUGCUUCUCGGUUCAGUGACUGCAGCUCAGCUAAGGCUGGAGGGGAUCUGGGCAGCUUUGGGAGAGGUGCAAUGCAGAAGCCCUUUGAAGAUGCAUCUUUCGCUCUGAGGCCUGGGGAGAUGAGUGGCCCCGUCUUCACAGACUCCGGCAUUCACAUUAUCCUCCGCACUGAGUGAAUCCACUUUUAUAAUGGGAACUCUUGCUGCUUUCAGGGAGGGACGAAAGGGUUUCCCAGUGAGCCAAGGGAAUAGAUGUGGGGGGCUAGGUAAGGGUUAGGGUAGUCCAGAAAAAUACAGAAAUUGGCCCAGUUCUGCUCAGUGGGUUCAAUCAGUUAUUGGCUGUUUAAGCAUCAUCAUUUAUGGAAGUUUGCGCAUUGUUAGCAGGGGAUGUGCAUGAAGGGCUUGGGGCUAUUUCUCUCAUUUCCUCUAAUUCCCACAUCAGAGUAUUAGCUAUACAAUUAGAUCUUGCCUCGGAACAUUUCUGAUCCAUCUGCAUUCUGUUUCUAGCUCCUGUAGUCAUGUGAAUGGAAUAGCAUGAGAAUCUGAAGGCCACACUAUCCUGUACUAAUGAACUUGCUCAGUUAGGCGCAGUGGCCAAGAGGCAGUAUAUGCUUUUGUUUAUGUGAGCCCUUUCCCUAUAGUCUAUGUAGUCUCUCCCUGGGAAGGACUAAUAACUCAGUCUCUUUCCCUCCCAGUGCAAGAAUGGAUAUUAUUAUUUACCCACAGGGACCUCUCUUUCCUUAUAAAAUGACCUCAUGUAAAAGUAAAUACAUACACUAGGCUCAUAUAGAACAUAGGUGUACAUUUGCCCAUAGCUAGGUUGUGGCUGUAUAGUAAGGGUUUUAUAUGGGGGUUACCUAUUUAAUUUAGCAUAUUAAUAGCUCAUCUUACGCGACAGAACAAAACAGCUUCAUCUGCUUUCAUUGUAAUGAGCGAGCAUGUCCCUUCAGUCAAUAGGACAGAGGCUGUGACACUGCGGAGAGGUACAUCUCGGCAAUCAUUUACCAGUGGGAGCACCCAAGCUGAAUUUGCUGCCUGCACCCACCUCAGCUGGCACAGACCAGAUUCCUUUCCCCACGUAAUGCUUAUACCUCAUCUUAUGUUGUAGGCAUCAUUUCUGCUCAGUGCUAUUGGAAUAAUUCUGCUGUUUUUGGCUGUUAAACCUCUUUCUCCAUCCAAGCAAAGGAAGUCACGGUGUCAACAAUAUUUGGCAAGUGCUUUUUGUACAUGACCAGCUGCUUAGGGCAACUGUAUUUUAUCUUGUUAUGCUGCAUCUGUUCUCUAAAUGAAGAUUAAUUUAAUAUCUUGAUUCACAUUUCUAUGACUGACAGUGGGAUAUUUGCUUGCAUUAUAGUAUUUUUGAGCCUAAAAAAAAAAAAAAAAAUUGCCAUGUUAUUUGGCCUUUUCUUUAGGGGGUUGGUGAUAUUAUGCAGUUAUUACAUGUUUUGUGUCAGAGCCAGUGUAGUGGCUUGGGGGGGCCCGGCAUGGGGCAAAUGCAUUUGUUUAAUGCCGUGCAAACGUAAAGAAUUGAACAUUUUUAUAAUGUAUUUAAUCUGCAGUCCCUGAGCCUUCUGCAGUCGCAUCAUUGUCUUCCUCUCUUACACCCCUAGUUUAAUGCUUUACUAUCCCUACAACUGCACAUGGUGACUGUUACAAACUGUGUUUUUUUCAUAUAUCUGUAACCUUAUGAGCUGUGGGGUGGGGGCACUGACCAAAUAUUGGACCACGAAGAGGGGCUGAAAACCCUUGCAGUAGCUUAAGCAUGUAAAGAUGAAAUUGCAACUAAAGGCUCAGCUAACUCCAUCCUAGAUUCUGAAAAAUAAAACAAUAUUUUGUGUUGUGAAUUAUA
Xenopus tropicalis (tropical clawed frog) is the source of this 2239-nucleotide messenger RNA. It is a transcript of the gene pin1, whose product is annotated as peptidylprolyl cis/trans isomerase, NIMA-interacting 1. The record is from RefSeq and is a predicted model, not a curated record. Lineage: Eukaryota; Metazoa; Chordata; Amphibia; Anura; Pipidae. The transcript has 4 exons. Gene Ontology annotation, molecular function: beta-catenin binding; phosphoprotein binding; peptidyl-prolyl cis-trans isomerase activity. Gene Ontology annotation, biological process: protein stabilization; negative regulation of amyloid-beta formation; regulation of cytokinesis. The coding region runs from base 169 to 567 and encodes 132 amino acids. Gene Ontology annotation, cellular component: cytosol; glutamatergic synapse; nucleus.